AUGUCUGUCAUCGACCUACCUAUCGACGUCGUCUGCGAGUUCUUCAGACAGGCUGCUCUCGCCGAUCCGCCACGACGCAAGAAGGGCGACACAAUCGACGAUCUAUAUUUCUCCCGCAGCCGUCCUCAGGGCUUUGCCCUGGGCUGGAUCAUACUCACGCAUGUCUGCCGCCAAUGGCGCACCAUCGGCAUCGAGCAUAUGGCGCCUUUGUGGGCUUCCAUUGUAACGGUCUUUCAAAAGCCAGCUAUCGCGGAUGAGCUCGCUUCCAGAGCACGUGACUGCGAUCUUAAUUUGAACGUUACCGGCUGGUAUGGGAGCCCGUCUCCCAAACAGAAAGAGAUGCACGAUUGGGUUGUCGAGCGUGUACAGCGUGCACGUUCCCUGUACUGCCACCCUCCACUCAACAUCAAUCGCGCCGGAAACACGAUGCGGGCCGCUCUUGAUGGGAACCACCUUCCUGCCCUUCGGCAGCUCGACUUGAGGUCCGACCCUAGCUACCACAACGACGACUCGUUGAAUAUAUUCGAGCUCAAUGCACCGUACUUGAUCACCGCGAACUUGUCGAACGCGUUACCUGCACCUUCUUCUUCGCUGCAAAACCUGCGCGAGCUGCAGCUCGAUUUUGCGCAGAGCCUGUCUCCUAUCUCCAUGAAGCGAAUCAUCGAUCUUCUCCGCGUACCCGUGAGACUCGAGAAGUUGUCAUUGCGCUGCACGCACCGCAUCACCGCGCCUGAGGAUCCGGACUCAGUUGCCGAUGUCGUUAAGCUCGAAUACCUCACCAAGCUCGAGCUCGUCCUUCGGGACGCAGACCAUGCUUCCGAGUUAUUGGAUAGUAUCAGCGCCCCGAGCGUCAUAAUCUUCAAGCUGAACGUACAACUCGCCCCGACGGAGUCCUUGCAUAAGCUGCUCGGAGAGUCAAUUCAGCCGUACCUCGCUCAGCAGCCGUUUGACAUCGUAUCUUUCACGACGAAUCAGCUCAUCCUCGCGCAAUCUCACAACCACGACGGCGAUAGUGCCGGCAGACUGGACUCUGUAUUCGCGUUGUACUUCCCUCAAGUCUCCCAGCCGAAGGCGUAUGCCGAAGUACUCGACGUCCUCGCAAGCAACUCUGCUUCCACGUUCUCGGCCAUCAUCCGUUGCGAGCUCGGACCCGCGGUGGACCAUCAAUAUGAUCCAUACGAUUUGGAAAGGCCAGAGACUGUCACUGCAUUCAGGGCAGCUCUCGAGCGUAUUGGGGGUGUCAUGGUGAACGCCUCCACCGUGUGUCUCCCCGGAGACACCCUGCACUACCUCGCGCUUGAGCUCAUGGCGCAGCAACCGCCGGACUCAUUCUUCCCCGCGUUGAAGAGACUCGGCGUCGGAAACGGUAACGAUGGGCUUACGAAGUACACGGAGGAGAGUGCGGGUAUGUGGUGGGAUACCCUGCAGGAAGGGCUGAGGAACCGCAUGCGCUCCGAGAAGCCCGUGACGAGCGUGGUACUGGAAGGCAAGUGGUGUACACGCGAGCCGUGGACGCACGCGUGGACGAGGAGGGUGAUGGAGAGUCGCAAGAUUGGGCUGACGGAGAAGGCCAUCGACGUGCGGGAUCUGCUUAAUGCGUGCCAUUAUUGCCAGAUGAACCUUUUGGGUAUCAUGUCCUGGAUCUGA
Peniophora sp. CBMAI 1063 is the source of this 1647-nucleotide messenger RNA. The record is from the annotation of a GenBank genome assembly. NCBI's taxonomy places the organism in Eukaryota, Fungi, Basidiomycota, Agaricomycetes, Russulales, Peniophoraceae.